AUCGGUGGAACCUUGACUUAUACAGUAUUUAUUUAGGAACGGAGUGCCUUUGUGAUUCGAGUAAAUGCUACAGGACAAGAAAGCCUGUUCGAUGGUCCAUCGAGGGUCGCAUCAGCAGAUCCAGUGAACGAGCAUGGACAUGAAAGAAGCAGGAGGCGCCGCUGGCACCGUCCGGGUCGUGUCCCGGCGAAUGGUCCGGCCAUCCAACGGCAACGCGCCGCCGCGGGAGGACAUCCACCUCACGCCCUGGGACCUCCGCUUGAUCAGCGUGGACUACAUCCAGAAGGGCCUCCUCCUUCCCGCGCCUCCCGCCGGCGGCGACCGCCUCGUCAGCACCCUCGCGUCGUCCUUGGCUCACGCCCUGGGCAGGUACUACCACUUGGCCGGCCGUCUCGCCGUCGAGGAGCGGCGCGACGGGACCGUCAGCGUCAGGCUGCGCUGCACCGGGGAAGGCGCCGAGCUCGUCCACGCGACGGCGCCCGGCGUCGCCGUCGCGGACAUCGUCCGCUCGGUGUACACCCCGUCAACGGUGGUCCGGGCCUUGUUUCCGUUGAACGGGGUGCUUGGCGCGGACGCGGCCGUCGAUUCGCUCCCCGUGCUGUCGGCGCAGUUCACCGAGCUCGCCGACGGCGUCUUCAUCGCCGUGUCGCUGAACCACUCCGUCGGCGACGGGUUCGUGUUUUGGGAGUUCGUCAACGCCUGGUCGGGGAUCAACCGGGGAGGACGAGCAACCAGCGACCUAAGCGACAUCUCCGCGCGGGUGCACCGGAGGUGGUUCAUCGAUGCCAGCCCCGUGCCGAUCCCCCUGCCGUUCAGCAAGCUGCAGCACGUCGUCCGGUGGUUCGAACCCCCGACCGUGCAAGAAUGCUUCUUCACCUUCUCCGCCGCGAGCGUCAAGGAGCUCAAGGCGAGGGCGAACGACGAGAUGGCCGGCACGGCCACCGCCACCAUCUCCUCUCUCCAGGCCCUGCUCGCGCACCUGUGGCGAGCGGUCUCCCGAGCGCGGCGCCUCCCGCCGGGGCAGGAGACGUCCUACAGCCUGGCCGUCGGAUGCCGAGGGCGCGUGAGCGGCAUACCACCGGGAUACAUGGGCAACGCGCUAGUGCCCGGCACGGCGAGCUGCACCGCCGGCGAGAUCCUGGGCAAGGGGCUGGGCUGGACGGCGUGGCAGCUGAACCGCGCGGUGGCUUCGUUCGACGAGGAGGCCGUGAGGGGGUGGCUGGAGAGCUGGACCAGGGAGCCGCAGUUCCGGUACUUUGGGAGCCUUAUGUCCGGAGGCGCGGCGCUGAUGACCGGGAGCUCGCCGCGGUUCGACGUGUUCGGGAACGACUUUGGGUGGGGAGGGCCGGCCGCCGUGCGUAGCGGCGGGGCGAGCAAGAUGGACGGGAAGGCCACGGUGUACGAGGGGCCGGAGCGGGGAGGGAGCAUGUCGCUGGAGGUGUGCAUCGCGCCGGACGCGAUGGAGAGGCUCGUCGCCGACGACGAGUUCAUGGACGCUGUCACGAUGUUGCCGGCCAAACAUGGGUGAUCAAAUUCAUCGGCCAUUUCACCGAUGCAUAAUCGAUCAUCUCCGGUCUCAUCAUUCAGCACUCUUCGCUUUAAUCAUGGCAAAUUUGCACUGAUCCGGACAGAAUCAAGUGCUCCGCAUUAAGGUUGCUGCAAGAAUAAGAGCUGCAUUAGUUUGAGCUUUCUUCUUUAUGGAUCAUAGCAACGAAAUAUACAUGCUUGUUGUCUGAGAAAAAAAUGUUGUGCUGCCCUAGACUCCUAGUUCAACUUCAGUAACGUGUUAGGACUUAGGCGUUCAUUGUGUAAAAGUGAACGGGAAGCAAAAUUUGCAAGAAUUUGUUGACCAAA
Molecule: messenger RNA, 1854 nt
Organism: Hordeum vulgare subsp. vulgare (domesticated barley)
Lineage: Eukaryota; Viridiplantae; Streptophyta; Magnoliopsida; Poales; Poaceae
Exons: 1
Coding region: 134-1528 (464 amino acids)
Source: RefSeq, a predicted model, not a curated record